UCGAAAAAGGGUCUCUCUGUAUAUUUUCAAUGAAGUUUCCUUCUCUCUCUAUACUGGGUUUCGUGUGCCGAUAGUCUUGUUUUCUUCUCUUAAAUAUAAAUAAAUAUAUUUCUGACUCUGUUCAUAAAUGUUUUUUUUUAAGAAAUAAUUUUGAUAGUUGAAACUUUAAAGCUGCAAAGGAAUCGCCGUGGACAGCAAGUGGGUGCGCCGGAUAAGAGGUUGCACACUCUUUCCAGUUCUGAGCAAAUACAUAUAUGUGUUGUGUAUUGACAAUAUGUAGUUUAUAGACAGAGAGGGAGAGAGGGUUUUUUUUUAUGUGACGAUGAGACAAGGAAGUGGAGGGGUAUAUUCAGAGGUCGGUAUCUUUGGGAGAUAAAAACAAUAGACAGAUCAUUCAUGUUUUGAUCUGCGUGCUUGAUGCUAACUGAUGAGAUUUCUUGUUGCGACAAAGCCCCGCCUUAAAAAUUAACUUUUUGCCGGUUUUGUUUCUUUGAUUCUGGUCUCUGGGUAUGGCUUUGGCUUUGUCUCUCAAAAUUGAUUGGUCAUUUUGGUGAAAUAUGAGAUUCCAUGACAUGGAUCGAUCAUGAACCUUCUUUUGCUCUUUUGGGUUUGAACAAGUAUCUAAUUUGAUGAAGUGGGUCGUGUGAAUUUUGGGAACACGAUCCAUUGUGGGGAUUACUUUUUUGACUGUGAAGGGGUUUUUUUUUAUGGUAUUGGGUCUCUGGUGUUCUGUUGUGAAGAUGGGUUCCUUUGUUGAGUUACUUUGGUUGUAGUCGAAGUGGAGAAGCCGCGAAGCUAACAUUAUGGGUUCUGUUGAAGAAAGUAUCAAAGCUAGUGGCCUGGUAACUGGGUCACGGUCAACAUUUGUGGAGGAGAUGAAGUUAUUGAAGGAAAUGCAGGAUCAAUCUGGGACCCGGAAGCCAUUAAAUUCCGAGUUGUGGCAUGCUUGUGCUGGCCCCCUUGUUUCAUUGCCUCAGGUUGGGAGUCUGGCUUAUUACUUCCCUCAGGGACACAGCGAACAGGUAGCAUAUUCCACCAGGAGAACGGCAACAUCACAAAUUCCGAACUAUCCAAAUCUUCCAUCUCAGUUGCUGUGUCAAGUUCACAAUGUCACUCUGCAUGCAGACAAAGAUACUGACGAAAUUUAUGCACAAAUGAGCCUUCAACCUGUGAACUCGGAAAGAGAUGUAUUCCCUAUUCCAGAGUUUGGAAUAAAGCCCAGCAAACAUCCAAGUGAGUUUUUCUGCAAAACCUUAACUGCAAGUGAUACAAGUACACAUGGAGGCUUCUCAGUGCCACGCAGAGCAGCAGAAAAGCUCUUUCCUCUGUUGGAUUACACAAUGCAACCACCAAGUCAAGAGCUUGUUGUCCGAGACUUGCAUGAUAAUACAUGGACAUUUCGUCAUAUAUACCGUGGGCAGCCAAAGCGACACCUUCUCACAACUGGCUGGAGCUCAUUUGUUGGUUCAAAAAGGCUUAGAGCUGGUGACUCGGUUCUGUUUAUCAGGAACGAGAAGUCACAUUUAUUGGUGGGGGUGAGACGUGCAAAUCGUCAACAAACAACUUUACCUUCGUCAGUUCUCUCUGCCGAUAGCAUGCAUAUUGGGGUCCUUGCUGCUGCAGCUCAUGCUGCAGCCAGUCGAAGCUCAUUUACGAUAUUUUACAAUCCAAGGGCAUGCCUUUCAGAGUUUGUUAUUUCUCUUGCCAAGUACCGGAAGUCUGUAUAUGGGACUCAAAUCUCAGCUGGCAUGAGGUUUGGAAUGAUGUUUGAAACGGAAGAGUCAGGGAAACGAAGAUAUAUGGGUACGAUAGUUGGUCUUAGUGACUUAGAUCCGCUAAGGUGGCCUGAUUCCAAGUGGAGAAAUCUUCAGGUAGAAUGGGAUGAGCCAGGGUGUUCCAAUAAACAGAAACGAGUUUGUUCGUGGGAAGUUGAAACUCCUGAAAGUCUCUUCAUUUUUCCCUCUUUGACUUCAGGCCUCAAACGACCAUUUCAUACCGGAUUUUUUGGAUCAGAAACUGAAUGGGGAAGUCUAGUAAAAAGACCACUCAUCCAGGUUCCUGAAAGUGGAAUUGGGAAUUCCUCAUACUUGGGUUCAAACAUAUGUUCAGAGCAGCUGAUUAAGAUGCUUGGGAGACCUCAAGUUAACUAUCCUGGUGUGUUCACAACGCCUGAUCAGUUCUUAUCUCCCCACCAACACAAUUCUGUAGCACAUGGAGCAGUGGGAGAAGAUCUAAAGACGAUGCAGGCUACAACAAACCAAAAUCUUCAGAUUAGGUCCUCACAGAACUUGCGUGUAUCGGAUCAAAAGUCCUCCCAAGUCUCCCUUGACCAAUCUGAUGUCAAGAAGUCCGAUGCAACGAAAAUACUUCCUUCAAACAAAGAUUUAAAUGAAACGCCAGUUACAACUGGUACUGAGAAUCUAAAAUUAGAGCCUGAGAAUGCAACAAAUCAGUUAAGCCAGCUAGCCUCAGUAGGAGGGGUCAUUGAGGAAGAGCCUUCAGUAAGUUCAAUAAAUUCACAGAUCUUUGUAAACCACCCUACAUUUCCUAACUCAAAACUGGGUUCAUUGCUGCAGCCUAAUGUCUGGUCUGUGCAGCCGCAGUUAGAAUCACCUGUUCUUCAUUCCCAACAAACUACUCUAGCCCAAGUUGCUCCUAAUGGUCUAAAUAGCUUACCUCCUUUUGAAUGCAAUGAUGACUGGAUUUCAAAUUCUUCAUGCCAACCUCUCAGUGGGAUGUACAAAUCUCACGGGCCUUUGUCAGUUAUGGGGUUACAAGACUCCUCAGUAGCGUUCCCUGAAGUCAUCAAUCCCUCUCUACCCUCAUUGAGUCCAGAAAUGUGGGAUCCGCAGCUGAAUAACUUGAGAUAUUUAUCCCAAGCUAACGAACUCGCUCAGUUAGCUCAGCAAGACCCAUGUGACCUUAAUUCAAACAGACUGAAGGAUUUAUCGGAUGAGAGCAAUAAUCAAAGUGGGAUAUAUAGUUGUGUCAAUAAUGGUGGAAGUGCUAUGAUUGAUCCUUCUGUUUCCAGUGCCAUUCUGGAUGAGUUCUGUGCAUUGAAGGAUUCUGAUUUCCCAAAUGCUUCCAAUUGUUUGGUCGGAAACUUCAGUUCCAGCCAGGAUGUUCAGUCUCAAAUUACUUCUGCAAGCCUUCCAGAGUCUCAAGCUUUCUCUCGUCAAGACUUCCCAGACAGCUCUGGGGGUACAUCUUCUAGUAACGUGGAUUUUGAUGAGAGCAGCCUUUUGCAGAAUAGUUCAUGGCGACAAGUAGCUCCUCGUGUGCGGACAUAUACAAAGGUUCAGAAGACAGGAUCUGUUGGGAGAUCAAUUGAUGUUACAAACUUUAAGAACUAUGAUGAAUUAUGCACUGCGAUUGAAUGCAUGUUUGGACUCGAGGGGCUACUCAACGAUCCAAGAGGGUCAGGUUGGAAGCUGGUAUACGUGGAUUAUGAGAACGAUGUUCUGCUUGUUGGUGAUGAUCCUUGGGAGGAAUUCGUAGGCUGUGUGCGUUGCAUCAGGAUUCUAUCACCUUCAGAAGUUCAGCAGAUGAGCGAGGAAGGAAUGAAGCUUCUGAACAGUGCCACAAUGCAAGGCGUCAAUGGCUGUGUUUAGGGAGGUGGUCGCGCUUCAGUUGAACUCCAAUGGCUCCACUCUUACGGAGGUGGUGGCUCCACUAUGUACCUGUAACACGGCAACAGAUUAAGGGAUUUGUAAAAGCUGGAGUUUAUUGUAUUAAUGGGUAAUAAUCAUUUGUUAGCAGAAUUUGUAUCACAGAGGUAAAAAAACUUGGCUCUUUAGAAACUCUCGUGAUUGAAAUUGAUAGGUUAAGUGGUCUCAUUCUCAGCACCUCCUACCCAAGCAGGCCUACUUUGAUGUAGAGUUUGAAACAGAAAAAUGAACUAUUUAUAGUUUGGUAUCCAAGUAUGGGUUAUUGCCUUUCUUUAAGGUUGUCCCAUUAUCAAUUAACAUGUUUCGUGCGAA
Molecule: messenger RNA, 3980 nt
Organism: Tripterygium wilfordii
Lineage: Eukaryota; Viridiplantae; Streptophyta; Magnoliopsida; Celastrales; Celastraceae
Product: auxin response factor 5-like
Exons: 14
Coding region: 804-3611 (935 amino acids)
Biological process (GO): regulation of DNA-templated transcription; response to hormone
Cellular component (GO): nucleus
Molecular function (GO): protein binding; DNA binding
Source: RefSeq, a predicted model, not a curated record